This is a messenger RNA of Vespa mandarinia (Asian giant hornet), 1825 nucleotides long. RefSeq lists its product as uncharacterized. Lineage: Eukaryota; Metazoa; Arthropoda; Insecta; Hymenoptera; Vespidae. The record is from RefSeq and is a predicted model, not a curated record. Gene Ontology annotation, biological process: rRNA processing.
UUAAAAAUGCUCCUCUGAUAAUAGUCUUCACGAGCAUGUAUACGCGUAUAUACAAAAAGCUUCUCUAAAUAGUUCAAAAUAGAUUUAUCGUUCUUUAAUCGUAUGUAGAAUAUAAUUUAGUAAAAAAAUGUCAAAAAACAUACGAAUUUGUAUAACUCCUCAUACAGUGUGUAGAUCCAUUUGUUCUAGUGAUACAAUGUACAAAAGUUAUGUAGCAAGAGAAAGUAAAUUCAUAUCAAAGUUACUCAAUAGAAAUGAACCUAAAAGAAAGUGGUAUAAUAAUAAUACACCUGCUUCUUUGAAUCCUUACACAAGCUCUCAGAAGAAACAACAAUCCUCGAUAUACGUAAAGAGAAGGAUAGACGUACUUAACAAAUUGUUUAUGAAACAUAUAACUGAGUUAAUGUCAACUAGUGAAAUUGCAUCUGAAUUGUACGACCGUGGUGUUGAAGUAACAUAUGUGAGUAUGACUUCAGAUUAUAAAAUUCUUAACGUGUUUUGGACAUUUGAAAAGGAGGACGAUAAGAAUUGGCCAAGAAAAAUCGAAGAAGUAUUGGAUAAAUAUUCAUUUAUUUUACGUCAUGAACUAUCACAACUCCGUGUGAUCAAUUAUGUACCCAUUAUUAAGUUCGUGAAAGAUAUAAUGAUUUCUAGAAUAAAAAACGUUGAAAAAAGAUUUGCAAUGUUUGAUUUUGAUAAAGAUCAUAAAGAAACUGAUGAUACAAUUAUACAAUCAGACAUUACUAAUGAUAAUAAAACUGAUAAUUCUACUGAUAAAAAUCAAAUUAUAUUACCACAAAUGAAGCAUGAUGUUCUAGGAUUGGAUCACCAUGGAAUCAUGUUAAAGAUUAAAAACUCUAUUUAUAAAUUAAAAAAUCAUACAAGUAGAGACAAGAUGUUAAAUAGAGAAUCAGAAAAAAUGAUGGAUCCUUUGUCUACUUCUCUUGAUAACAAAGAUACUCUUAGAUACGAAAAUCAACAAGAAUUAUUUAUUGAAUUCUUGAAGAAGAGAAAAAUAGAGGAGAGACGAAAAUAUAGCUUUAAAAACCCUAAAAGAGUGGUAAAAAAUCCAUUUUUAACACAUGAUGAUGCUGAUGAUAAAAAUACAGAAACAUACUUUGACGACAACUUUGAAAGUACCUACAAUAAAAUUGAUGAACAUGAUUUUGAAAAAGAAAAAUUUUAAUAGAAUAAUCAAUCAAUGAAUUAAUUGAUACAUUCUUUUAUUAUUUUAUAUAAAUAUAAUACUUAAGUGGAACAUUUUAAUUAUUUAUACAUAAUAAUUUAAUUACAUUAUAUAAAUCUGUUAAUCAACUAUUAUACAAACAAAGAAUACGAAAAUCUUAUUAUCUAAUAAUCUUAGAAUAUUUUAAUUGAUUUAAUUGUACUUUGAUUAAUAUUGUUAAAAUUACGUUCCACAUAGCAUAUAAUGUAGUUGUACAUGUACAAAGUAUUAUUCCUUUGGUAAUUCUUUUCUGUUGGAAAAUUUCAAUUGUUAAAAAUUGCUACACAGUAGAUAAAACAAAAAAUAUUUAAUAUAAUAAAUGUUAUCGAUAUAUUACACAUGGAUAGAAACUAUCUUGUUCGGAGAACUUUUAAUUCCUCCUGAAUGUAUAAUUUUUGACAAGAGCCAAAUCAAUUAAAUUACAAUUCAUUUUUUAUUUAAACAUAUUGUCAAAAUAGAAAAAUCAAAAUCAAAAUAAGUAUAGAUUAACAGUGCUUUAAUACAGAAAUAUAAUUAGAGGAAUUUUUGAAAAAUGGUAUUAUAUAUAUAUAACUGUUUAAUAACAUUUAUGAAUUCUGAAUAUAUUAUAUAAUAUCUGUG